Molecule: messenger RNA, 420 nt
Organism: Parnassius mnemosyne (clouded apollo)
Lineage: Eukaryota; Metazoa; Arthropoda; Insecta; Lepidoptera; Papilionidae
Source: the annotation of a GenBank genome assembly
AUGACUUCUACUCCAUUCAGCGUUGGUCUCUCUGAUGAACCCCGACUAUCCAGCAGGGUGCUCCGUCCGCCCGGCGGUGGUCACACCGACAUUUUUGGCGCCGAGCCGGAGCCCCAGCGCUUUGGAAGACGCCCUGGACCUAAUGCUACAGUUCCAGCCCAGCCUAAACCAGAAGAGCCAGCGAAGCCUACCAAUGGUGCGACUGAGCCAAGCCAGAAUGGAAACUGUCAGGAAUCUCCAAAGGAAGCUCCGCAACCCGAGACCGUAUCACCUGCUGUCACUCCUGACGAACCAAUGAAGAAUGAGUCUCCUAAAACGGAAGCACCUAAGUCGCAACCAGCCAAUGAGCAACCACCUAAGACUGAUCCUCCAAAGCGUGUCCGCGUGCCACCAGGUGGUUUCUCCUCAGGGCUGUGGUAA